CUGAUACUCAGGUUAUCGCGAAUCAUGAUCUGUUAGCUAGAGGACAGACGCACGGAAUUACGUCACAGUUUAGGUAGCCAAUAUCAUUCCCUUAUUUGUAUAAAUUAUGUACGCGUGAUAUUUGUAAAAUAUCGACUUUUUCAAAUUGCCAAAUGUGUGCGUGGAUAAAAAGUAAGGGAUUUACCUGUUUAAUUCGGGGGGUUUUAUUAUAUAAAACAAAUAGAUGAACCACUUGCCUCGGCGGCUCGUGUGCUACUUUUUUGUUCUUUCCUCAUUAUGACGUCAUACUGUGUAUCUAUAAAUGGUCAGACAACGGCAAAAUCUUAUCUAUUUGUUAAACAAUAUAGACUAACAAUAAGCAAAUUAUAGAACAAUUCUGUAAUGCCAUACUUUCGGCAAUUGACAUGUGACGCUUUGUAAAACACGUACAAUGGCGCGAGAUGGCGUGAGCAAGUCGCCUGGUCAGGUCGUAUAUGUCAUUUCGUUAAUAUUAAAUUAAAGAGGUUCAGAUAUGACUUCCACUACUGCUACUGCUACUACAUCCUCGUACCCAGGGUCUAUAUUGGAAAGUCCCUGCGACGGAGGUUGCUACUAAUGCUACUACUACCAUUAAGGGAUUAUUAACCAAUCAGAUGCGUUUGACAUAUCCGAUUAACCAAUCUGGCAUGAAAUAAGAAAAUUUCGUGGUUGAAGAAGAUUAUUAUUGCUGCUUGAAAAGUAUGCAGUUUCGCUGAAUUACGAACCGCGACUUCGCUAUGUCAACCGGCAAAGUGAGAUCGUGUAAACAGCCCCAUAAAAUUACUAUGCUUUCUUCUAGAAAGUGGCGACAAUGAAAGGUUAAUUAGCCUUACGUAAAAAGCCAAAAUCCGUCAUAUUGGGGUACUGUCUGCCCUCGUCAAAAAUUUUACACAAUUCAAACAACUUGGAAAGCGACUUUUUAAAUUUGUUACUGUAAAUUUACCAUUAUAUAAAUAAUUAUAACAAUAAAGAGUCGCGUUUCGUGGUGUGGAGACUCUCAAACGUAGGAGAGGCAGUACCCCCAAAAUGGCGGGAAAAUCGGCCAUGAGAAAAGCCAAUUUAACAUACCACAAGUCCACAACAAAUACAAAAUUAGACAAAAUUCAAAAAAUGAAUGCGCAUCUUGUUAUUCUUGCAUGUGCAGUAUUAUCGAUGUUAAAGAUCGAUAAAAACAAGACAUUUAUUUUGUAUUUUUUAAAGCUGUCUGUUUGGCACGGUAAGUGAAUAUGUGACUAUACCACAGAAUAAGGCACACAGAAGGUCGACUCGACUUCACUUGAGUAACCACUGCCACGCCAUGAUUCAUCAUCAAAAUACUGACGCCAUAGUCCUAGCCAGUGCGGGUUUGAGAGGCAUUCCCCCCCUGGACGUCCGCCAUUUUGAAUAUUAUCAAGGGGUGAAUGCCUCUAAAAUGCGCACUGGCUAGGACCAUGGCGUCAGCAUUUGAUGACGAAUUACGGGUUACGCCAAAAUCAUAGGAGAAUCAUAGGAAAAACAAAGAAGUCGGUCUUCUGUGUACCUUAUUCUGUGACUAUACCGUACAUCAGCGAUCGUUUGCACGUCUAAGGAUAAACUCUAAAAUGGUCAUUGAGUUGGUGGUAUGCCCAUGAAACACCUGUAAACGGGAACGUUCUUUAAAUACAAUAGUCAAAUUAUUAUGGAUAUCGCUCGUCCACUGGGCUAUGCAAAGCAUUGCGAUAUAUAAUACAGCCCAGCCCCAAAGCACUUUUUAUCUUUUCCCAGAUGAAAUAGCGGGUGUCCAGCAAGCUACUGUCCAGUUUAUUGAAGACGCUGCUGCUAAUGACGACGAAGACUUUCAUUACGUUUUAGUACCGUUCAACGAUCCAGGUGAGCCGUAUUAGAGUUAUACACUAAAAAAUACAUGCAUGCAGAAACCUCGCCUUGCUGACAAAACCAUUGUAUUUUCCGAACAUAAAGUAUUUAAUUAAAGUAGUUGUCAUGGUAACACGAUAAUUGCUGACGCAGCGAGCGAGCCUGAAGCGAGCGAGCAAGUCAGCAGUUCUAAUUUGUAUUGCACUGAAAGUAAGAUUUUACUUCCGUUUCUCCGACCAGAAUGCACUGCUGUUAACCAACCAGGAUGCUUUGCAUGCAUGAUGCUAUAAAUACGGGGAAUCUCAUUAGUCAGUUUAUAUCAGCCAGUAACGAUGCGGCUGUUUUAGUGUAUUUUGUAUUCAUUAUAUGGUCUGUUGAUUCCUAGCUGGUUUUACACUAUACAGGGUGUCCCCCAAAAAGCGAAAACUAUAUUGAAAUAAAUGUAUUGUUACAAUUUGAAUGCCUCAGCACUCUGCUGAACCUGCACGUGCAUUAAAACUAGACGUAAGUAAAUUUUAUGCAUAAAGAAACCGUUUUUAAAAGAAGCUGUUUUAAAUUCCCAAGAGCAGAAAAUCGUGUGCUUUGGACAGAUAUUUUAAUUUCUUAAUAAGUCAAUAUUUAAUAUUUGCACCCUGUCAAUAUUUUACGCAUCUUUGCGUUCAGUUUAGUGCUAGCUAGGACAUUCAAAUUUUAACAAUACCAGGGCACCCAUGCCAUCAGCCAUACCUCGGCAAUUCAGACAUCUUUGGGUUGCGAAUAUAUAUGGUCAACAUCUGGAUGAGCUUUGACGAAUUUUAUCACGUCGAACACUUCGCGCACGCGACCGGUUAGCAGCAUACAUGCGUCUAUGUACCUGCUUUUAAAGAAAGUUUAGUUAUUUGAAAUCCUUGCUAAAAGUGAAUAAAAUGUACAUAAAGAACUUGACGUAACGUGGACACGUAUGCAAGAUGCUUACUUACUGCCAUCUAAUGUGCUCGUAUACUUUCGAUAUGUAUGUGUCGUCAUUCAUGACCCAACCCGUCUGUGUCGAAAUUAUUUCAAGACAUCGUCAAGCGAUGAAAGCAGUUCUUUCUUCCCCUCUUCCCCUCGUCUCUUUUGAUAUUUUUGGGAUGGCUCUGCCUCAUCGUGUGUUGGACUUGGAGGAUUACAAGAUUCCAAUUGACAGCGGUUAUUCUCCUCGUCUGACGACGCUGAUGAGGAUGAUGGCAAUUGAAAGCGUCGGCGACUGAGGUCUCUCAGCACUGCAUUCCGUUCCUGCUCUCCAUCCCGCACAAAAGAGCAUCUGCUGGGAUCGACCUCGAGACAUUUGGUUCUUCUUCCAUUUCGCUGAGAUCUUGAGAACUGAUGUUUCUCACAGCCGUCGAGUCGAAUAUGGAUCUAAUAAUGAAGGGAACUUUUUAUAAUUAAUAGAUUAUCAUUUAUUACCCGUGACGCAUAUGGAAAGCACCAUAGUUUGUUUGUGGGCAGAGAAAUGCAGCUGAUAAUGUUAAGAGCUUUAGAGCUUACCGUGCUAUGUUGUUAUCAUCUAUGACCUAUGGUGCGCCGUCGGUGUUCUCGUACCAGCGCACCUCGCGUGGACAACCCAAGAAUCAGCUGUGAAAGCAAUGGAAGAUUAAUGUAUUGACGAGAUUCGCAAUUGGAUGGCGGCCAACCGUCUUUUUAUUCAAAGUAUACUAAGGCGAAGUUUAUUACCAUUGGCUCUCGUUAACAAUAUUUAAGGUAUCAAUUGACGAAUUGUGAUUUGAGGGUUGGUGAGGUGCAUGCAUGGCAAUUUCCCCGGUAAACGUUGUUCGUAACCUUGGGUCAUGGUUUGAUAUACAUGCAUGUCCACGAGCACAAAUGUUGGCAAAGUCGGCAGCAACUUCAUAUCGAUUAUUGUGACUUGUUGCUGUAUUAAUAGAAUUUCGAAAUAUCAAUGGACAACUUGCAUGUUAGACUAAAUUUUAACUGAUCUAAGGUAAAGAGAAGGGAAUCAAACACAACAGUUAAAAAGAACGUAAUGAAAUUAGUAAAAAUUGCAAAAUUUGGGUACGAAAUGUUGUAAAAUACAGAAAAUAUAGUCUUGCGAAUUUGCAUAUUUUCAGUAUAUAUUUGUAUAACGUGCGGAAGUUGUCAUCAUUUUCGGCUCAAAAAUGGUAACAAUUCCGCACGUAAUGCAAACAUACUGAAAAUAGGCAAACUUCGCAAGGCUAUAUUUUACAACAUUUCGUACCCAAAUUUUGCAAUUUUACUGAUUUUAAUAAGUUCUUUACGGGAAUUUACUUUUUUUGCCUAAAUCAAAAAUUAGUCUGACAUGCAAGUUGUCUAUUAGAUCGGUUGCAGAAAGUUCUAAAUGCUGCUGCUUGUGUUGUAUGUCUCACACCUAAAUUUGAUCACAUUACCCCAACAUUAAAUUAAUGAAACUGCAUUGGUUACCGGUGAAACAUCGUGUCAUAUUUAAGAUUCUAUUACUAGUCUAUAAAGCCCUUUAUAGUUUAGCUCCUAAAUAUAUUUGUGACAUGUUAACAUUUAAACAAUGUAAUCACCAUUCGCUGUGAUCAGACAAGCAAGAACUGGUUCAUGUUCCAACUAUACGUCUUUUGGUGAUCGUGCCUUUAUGAAAGGAGGACCCGCUCUUUUGAAUUUAAUAUUGUAUGAAAUUCGGCUUUCAUCUUCUUUGAAUUCAUAGUUUAAAGAAAAAGAGCAGAGCCCAGCAAAUAACUUUAAAUCCAAACAUAAUAAAAGUAAAAAAAAUAUUAGCUAUAACGUUUCGUUGUUUACAAUACAACAUCUUCAGAGCAAUAAUGUAUAAUGUAAUUUUUAACUUAACUUAGUUUUUUGUAACUGCAUAUAUUUUAUACGCUUUAGAAUAUUCUGUAUAUAGUUUUAGCGCUAUAUAAAUUCUUACUAAAUUAAAAUUAAAUUAAAUUAAUAUAGUAUUGAACGGCAUAGUUGGAAAAGACAAACAAAAAAAUAUUUAUUAAUUAGCAGUGAUGAAUAUUUGUGUCACACAAAAUAAUCAUAGAAUACACUGAUAUCGAAGAAACUAGACUCAGCGUUCCGAAAUACCAUCAACUCGAACCGACUUUACCACGUAGCUCAGUUGGCAGAGCAUUGGACUAGUAUCCCAAAGGUCGCGGGUUCGAUUCCCACCGUGGCCAAGCAAACUUUUUAGCUUGCCCGGUGUAGAUGCAUACUCAGAGUCAGCAUCACAAACAUCAUAUUCACCUGAGUACAUAACACCAACACACAAAAAUGAUCAAAUAUACGAGGUGUUUCCACAAACAAAAGUAUUAAAAAAAAUAUCGAAUUGAAGCCAAGGCGGGAUAUUAGGGGGCAUAAAAAUAGACGUCGUAUGAACACAGAAGUAAUUAGGGCCGUGGCGAAGAGGCUAAAGAAGGGGGCGCUGCAGGCCCGUAGCUGAGGGGGGGGGGGCUGGGGGGCAGUGUCCCGUAGAAGAUUAAUACUUGAGGCUCAUAGUCAUACUCAAUUUUUGUAUGAAAAUAGAUUGCUUGUGGCCUAAAAUAAAUAACCUAAUAGGCGUAGAGUAGGGGGGGGGGCUUUGGAGCUCGAGCCCCUCCAGAAAUCUUACACCGGGGGCUUAGCCCCUGCAGACGUUUGCGGAACUAAUAGCUGUCAAUGUUGUUAUUUUUUUUUUUGGGGGGGGCUAAGUACCAAAAUUUGGUAUGAAAAACUGAGAUAAAGUACCUGGAAAGCAAUUGCAACGUACUCGUCCGGACAAUUUUUUUACCUAAAAAGUUGUCGACGGGGAGGGGAGGGGGGGGUCGAGUCAGAAUCAUCCCAACCCCUCUGUUACAUUCUUUCUGCAGUGCUCCCCCCAGAAAUUGAGAGCCAGCUACGGGCUUGGGGGGCUGUAGUAUCACAUUUACCGACAAAAUUAACAUUUCAGUCGUUAUUCAUAUUUUCCCCCAAAAUUGUUGGCGAGGGGGGAGGGUCAAAAUUUUUCCUGGACAUACCGUUUUUCACAAACUUCCCCAUUAAUGUAUCGUCAUUUUUUAACUUUUUUUUCGUAAUUUUCGUAAAUUUAGCGAAUUUUUUGUUAUAGCUAUUACUUGAUAUUCCGAGUCACUCAAAUAUUUUCGCUGACUACGAAACCAAAUUGCCGCCAAAUCCGAAAACAAUUUGCCGGGUCAAGCAAAUAUUUGAUGAAUGGGGAGGGGUUACACACCUCCUCUAGCUACGCCCCUGGAAGUAAGUCAUCCCAGUCUACAUGUUGCAAUUCCCACCAAACGGCGAAACCAGGCUGGUUGGCAUGUUUCCCUGUCUUUCUUAAAACGUUUUCCCGCUUUAUAUCUUAUAGAUGUUGGUCCAGUAUUAACAACAGAUGAUCCUGAAGUAGCAAAACAAACAGUGAACUCCCUCAGAGCACACGAUGGUGGUGAUUGCGCAGAAUUGGGCAUGAGUGGUCUUUAUUUAGCUCUUCUUAACAGUCUACCUAACUCUGAUGUAUAUCACUUUACUGAUGCUGCCGCCAAAGAUGCCCAUCUAGUAUUCUCUGUGAUAUCAAUCGCAUUGCAAAGAAACUGUAGAAUUUAUCUUUUUAUCAGUGGCCACUGCGGUAGUCGUAGGCGAAGAAGCUUAACAGAGCGAGAGGUGUAUGAAAAACUAGCCAGUGCAACCGGAGGACAGCUCAUAGAAUAUUCAAAGUCUAAUAUUGAUGAAGCUAUCAAGCUUAUUCGCCCCGCAAAUAUUUCUGCCGAAGGAAAUUCGUCGUUGUCAGAAGAAGUCUCGUUGCUGUCUGUUGAAGUUAAUGCUAACAACGUAACUACGAAAUCCUACAAUGUUCAAAGUGAUUCUACCAUUACUUCAAUUACAGCUGUAUUAAGUGCUGGAGGAAGUACCAAUAUCAAAGUAGUUCCACCUCAAGGUACAGUGAUACCUAAACACCAGGAAACCAGCACCAACAGAAAGAUAGAGAUAGCCAGAAAUACACAUAGGCAUGCAGACGAACAAACACCACUAACAUGUGUCAACAUUCAACAAAACGAAUACAACCAAACGCAAGGACUGGGACAGACAAAUUACACUAUUGUAGGCGGAAUGAAAUAUAGACAAUCAGAUUAACAGAUUAGACAGCAUUCGGACGGCGGGGGUCAUUCUAAGAAAAAUUUAGUACAGCAUAAUUAUUUCGACAAGGACAAACUGUGAGGUGUGAGGUAUAGUGAACAUAUAGGCUAACAGUGUGGCGCAUAUUAGAUACUUAAGUUAAGAUAAGAUAAGAUAAGAAACUUUAUUUAUGUGUCAAAACAUUUUAGCGUUUGGCACGCUAAUUGGGGGGACACAGAUUAAGCCUACUGUUAUACAAAAAGUAUACUUAUACGACUAGCUAUGAGUAGAUAAAUUUACAAUACUAAUACUAAUCCUUAAUUACUACAUAGAUAGCAGUUACUACAACCACUAUCCUCUAAAAAACUAAAGUCAACUUUCCUAAUUUCACUCUUGAAAACGUUCAAAGUACUGAUGUUCCUAACUUCUUUACUUAACUUUGACCAUAAAAAAGGUCCUAAGUAUCUAAUUGAGUAUUUUCCAUAUUUUACCGUAUUAAAACGCGGUAUUCUGAAAUCAGAAUUUCUUAGAUUAUAUGUCGUAGUCUUAUCAUUAGUACAAAAUAAAUUGAUUAAAUUCUGAAUAUAUGAGGGAGCAAGAUUAUUUUUAAUUUUAAACAUUAGUAUGGCAAUAUCUUGUACACGUCUGUGAUAUAGCGUGGGAAGAUUUGCUUUUGCGAGUAGUUCUUCAUACGUAAGUGUUUUGAAGUUGAAAACUGCACGCUCUUGUACUCUUUCCAACUCUUGUCUAUCCGAUGCUCGACAAAAAUGCCAUACUAAAUGGCAAUAUGUCAGAUGCGGUAAUACAACUGUCUUGUUGAUGAUUAAUUUUCCUCUUCGGGAAUAAGAUUUCUUAGACGCAUCAACACUCCAACUUUUCUGCUUGUUCUUUUGCAUAUUUCGCUAAUAUGACAUCUAAAAUCAAGUUGGUCGUCUACAUCCACACCAAGUAGCUUUAAUGAUGUAGACUGUUCAAUAAUUUAUCGUUUAUGUUAAUAUUCAUUGUUCUCUCAUUCUCAUUCUUUCGACCAAGGACCAUAGUUUGAAACUUUUCUAAAUUUAAAUUAAACAUAAGAAAUUUUCUUCAUACCACCUGGUUGUAAUAUUAACAUCGUUUUCCAAUUUCGCUUCAACCUCUUUAACAGUGCUUCCACUUCCAUAUAAUUGGUGGUCGUCCACAUACGUAGAUAACUCAGAACCACAUAUGGUAUAAGUAAGAUCGUUUUGAAAAAUAUUCCAUAACAACGGACCGAAAUUUGAACCCUGAGGACAUCCCCUCUCUAAAAGUUUCCACGUACUUGUUACUGACCCAAUUUUGACACGAUUCAUUCUACUGUUGAAGUACGAGCGUAGUAAUUUUAACGAACUCUCCGAAAAAUUGUAAGCUUCUAAUUUCUUAACAAUAAGAGGUGGAUAAAGUGAAUCAAAUGCCUUACUCAUAUCUGUCGAAACAUAGUUGUCUCGCAGCUGUGGCCUUUGCGAUAGGCAGUCAUAUUAUCGCUUAAUUUGUUUUCAAUAAAUCCAUUUGUUUGCAUACUUAACAAUUUUUCAUAGACUUUGUCUACGCUCGACAUGACUGUUAUCGCUCUGUAAUUCCCAUCUUUCAUUCUAUCGUCUUUCUUGUAAAUUGGUAUCCAUUCACCGCGCUUCCACUUUACCGGCCACACACCAUCUUUUAUACUCAUGUUAAAUAGUUUUGUCAGUGAUGGAGAUAUUUCCCUGGCACAUGACUUCAAUACAUACGGGUGAAGAUUGUCAAAUCCUGCUGCUUUUCGUGGGUUUAGGUUUUUCAGUAUGUCUUCUACUUCAUCUGUGGUUGGUUACUUCUCUAAAAUUGAACGAUUCAACGUUUUCAUCGUCCAUCUUACAUUUUAUUGUUUGAAUGCUUGGAUGAUCUAUAAAAUCAUGUUCAGUAAGACUGCUCACAUUAUCUCCACCAAUUCCAUCUGCAAUCGUGGCAAAGUAAUUAGCUAGGUGUUCUGCAACCUUCUGUUGAUCUCCUUCUGGUUUACCGGCUAUAUUCAGAGAUAUGCCUUCUCUACAUUUUCCUUUUCCUUAUUUCUCAAGAAAAGGCAUGAAAGUUUUAUAAAAUUGUCUAGGAUUUGAUUUCAUUUGACUGGCGACUUGCUUCCAAUAGUUCUUAAUUGCUUUGCGUCUUUCUUUUGUAGCUUUAUUCCUCCAUUGUUUCAUUAAUUCAAAAUUUUCCUGAGUUUUUUUUUUUACUGUAUCGUUUAGCAUACCUGCUCUUUGCCCUCAUCGCUUUCUUCCAGUUGGUGGUCCUAUAUGGUACGUCUCUUGAUCGAACUUUCAUCCUUUUAACAGGGGCACAUUCCUCUAGAAUACUGUUUAAUUGUGUGUUCCAGCACUCGUACUUUUUGUCUAUUGUAUCAAAAAUAUCUGCUAUAUGCCAAGGUACCAAUUGGAGAUCCUUUUUUAGCUUUUCUUCGUUCACAUUCUUAAAGCUUCUAAAUGACACAAUUUUGUAUGUAUAAUGAAUUGCUCUGAGAGACAUAACACCGUACACCAUCGCAUGGUCACUUAUCUGUGGAUCAAACACAUCACAUUCCGUGAAAAGUUAGGUUUGUUGGUAAUGAUAACAUCUAAUAACGUUUCACUGUUUCUCGCCACUCUUGUUAGUGGUUUCUUUACUAAGCAUUCGAGACCAUGCACUUCUUCUAAGUCACACAGUAUUUUCCCUUCUCUGCUUUCAGGUUUUAAAAGAUCUAAAUUCAAAUCUCCUGUGAUUAUAAUAAACUGUUUUUCCAGAGAACUCCAAUGACAAAUUUCAUUCAAUUCCUCUUCUUCUUCUCCUUUUCCUCUAAUAGCUAGGAGAGUCCUGGGGUAUGCUUCUCCUGGAAAAUUUUGAAUUUUUGUAGUCCAGAAAGGCCGUUAUAUUUCCUGCGUUUUCGCAGUGACAUUUGGUUCUUUUUUUGCCUUAAAUUUCUUUAUGCAUAGGCGCUUAAUUUAUAACUAAUUUCAGGGCCGCCGGAACUGGAGGGGGGGGGGGCAGGCGGGGCAGCCGCCGCGUUGCCCUUUACCAGGAGGGCAAGGGGGGGGCAAAGGUGCCCUUUCAAUUUAAAGGAUUGCCUUGGCGAAAUAGGGGAUUUUCAGAAAUGUUAGAGCAAUUCUUUUAUGAAUUUGCUUCAGAAAACGCAAGAAAUACAGUCAUCGAGCUUCCAGAAUAGCACAAUCGCCUGGCGGAGAACCCCCUCACUCCCCUAUCAUCCAAUAAAUAGAAAAGAUAAUUAGGCGAAGUUCAACUACCGAUGUUUUGCAAACAUCUCUUAGUAUAUACCAAUUCAAAAGUGCCCUUUCGCGAAAAUCGCUCCGGCGUCCCUCACUAAUUUUCAUUAAGAGCCCGAUUUUAUUUAUAAGCUCAAUUUUAGAACUGCUCAUUUUAAGUUUUAGAACUACCCGUUUUGGAAAAUGGGACACCUUAGGAUAACUCGUGUCGGACGGGAAAUCAAUAGACAUCUCAACAACACCUGUCAAGCUAAAAUAAUAGAUACCAAACUUUAUCUGUUGCAUGUUAUGUUUUAGACGGCAACGGAACAAUAAAUACAAUCUCACAAACAGCGACUUUUUAUUCUGUUCGUGUUAUCAUGCCUACAGCUGGUGUAUGGAAAUUUACCAUAACUGCAACUGGACCAUUUACACUUCAAGUUAAAGCACAAAGCACUUUGGCUUUUACAACAUCUCUUGAGAAGGAAGAAUAUUCUAGCACUUUUCAGAAGUUCCUUGUUCCAAUAUCAGGCAACCCAAUUAAAGGUAGGAGCUUUUAAAUUUUUAAUUGCAUUAUAAUAAGUAAUUGAUAUAUCCAAACAACUUAUGAAGAUAACUGAAAAGUAACACAUACGAAACCAACACAAAACAAUAUAUCUUGUGUGCGUGUUUUUAAUGUUUUUCAAAGAUAGAAGCACUAAAAAUAUUUUUGAGCGACACAAUUGAGGUCUCCCAAAGGGAAAAGGUCUGCAUGUGCUCCGUAUAUUCACUUGAAAGUUUUCCUUCGUUUCCUUGUUCCAAAAAAAAGCUUCACCAUGAUGCCUUGUUCUCUCUAAUGUUUCGGUUUAAUUUGAUUCUGUGCUCUUAUUGCAAAAUAUCGCCUGUUCUCUAAGUACCCCUAUAGGAGACCCUCAAAAGUGCAUAGAAUAACAUUAUACAUGCCAGGGCCGUACGCAAAUCCGUACGCAGGAUUUUUUCCCUAGGGGACAAUAAGACCUAUAUGCCGGAAAAAGUCCCAAAUAUCCAAAGGAUAAUUAAUAAUGACAUAUGAUUCUAAAAAUCGUAAAUAUAGUCUUCUCUGGAGGGGCAGUUGCCCCUUGUCCCUCGCUGUGUACGGCCCUGAUACAUGCCCUCGAGGAUUUAAAAAGUUACUAAGAAUCGCAGGGAAUAUUAUACAGGUCGAAUAAAAAAGUAAUUCAACUUUGACAUGUUAUCGUAUGUUAAUAAUUACGUUUAUAGGUUUUCUGUUUUUGUAUUUAUAAAGAUCAGGGGCCAGUUGUUCAAAGUUAGGUUAGCUUAACCCUAAGUUAACCUAAUAUUCAAAGCAAACUUCCUGACAGCUUGUCCACAAAUUUGGAAAUAUUUCUUCAGAGAUCUUGUCUGGGUCGAUAGGAGUUCACUUCUCUGACGUUUUGAGAUAAACAAACGUGCAGAACUACGCAAACCAAAACAGGGGGUUAAAUUUUAACCAAGGGUUAGCGCUAACCCACCUUUGAACAACCGGCUCCAGGCUUUUAACUGCCAAAUGACACCUUUAUGGAAUCAUUGCGAUAAAAAAGAUCACUAAUACGAUCUGGAUUAAAGUGGUCGCGAUCGGUUGAAAUUGCAUUUUUUACUUUAAAGAUUUAAUGUUCUUCCAAUUUUGGGUCAUAUAUUUGCUCAAAAUACUUGUUAAUUCCUUAUUUUGGAAACGUAUGGCAUUGCGAGUUUAGUUUGCAAACUUCCAGUUCUGUAAAAUGUCCCAAUGAUACAAGAAAAGUAUCAUUCGACGGCUAAAAACCUGAUCUUUAUUGGUAUGAAAAAAGUAAGUAAAUGGAUGAAUGCAAUAUCUAAUGAAUGAUCACCAAUUGCACGACUUGCAUGCCGGUGUAAUUAUUUAUUUAUUGUAUACAGGCCUAUACAUGACAAAUUAUAGCUAUUGGAUCCCCUCCCCUCGGUAUUGAUGUCACGUGAAUUCAAAGAACAAAUGCAUAAUUUGACGCAUUUAACAGUUGAAACAUGCAAACUAUGUGCAAGAAAUAACUAUAAACGUCUUACUUAAUUUAAGAUUUAUUUAAAUUCAAAUACUUAUUCGAAUUGUCCAAGCGAAUCUGCGAUAUAAACCGAAUCGCACGUUCUUGAUGCGUCAACAUCAAUUGUUCAAGUUCAAAAAUAUUAAAUGUUCAGCAAGAGAGUUAUAGGUCAAUGUUUUUUUUUGUAUAUUUUAAUUUUCUACUUUUGUUUUAAUGUUUUAAUUGAACUGCACAUGACAUGAAUUUUUUGGCCUUAAUUUUAUUGCUUUACUAGAAAGUACCCCUGAAAUGAUGGAGAAUGGUGGUUGCAGUUUUCUCCCAUCUCAUCUCAAUCCAGAGUCAUUACUGUUUUUGUAAUUUGAGCUAUGACGUCAUAAGUUGUGCUAAAGUUUGGAAGAAAAACUGAAAGUGGAAUAUUUUCAAGAGGAUUUGAGCAAAUGAAAUCAGUGAAACUUUGCACAGUUGUUGAGUGCAGUCACACAUAUAUUUUGUGUGGUUGUCAAGCAACGCACUAGUUUUCCUCGCAUCAAGUCACACGGUUCCUGCUGUAUACAGCUAAGAAAAGCGCUUGUUUCACACUUUUAAUUUGACAAGUACUAAAAUGUUCCCCAUGAAGAACAUAAACAAUGAAAACAACAGAAAUAGCCAUUUGUGUUGUUGGAAAUAUAAAACUAAGUUUAUGCAAGAAAGAGGAAACUAGGGUGUUGCCUUGACAACCACGUCAACAUACUAAGCUGUAUGUGCGACUGCACUCAACAACUGUGCAAAGUUUGAUUUCAUUUGAUUUGAAUCAUCUUGGAGAUAUUCCACUUCAAGUUUUUCUUGCAACUUAGCACAGCUUAUGACAUCAUAGCUCAAAUUACAAAAACUGUAAUAACUCUGGAUUGAGAUGAGAUAUAAAAAAACAGUAAUCAUAAUUCUUCAUCACUUGAAGGGUACUUUCUAGUAAAGCAGUAAAAUGAAGGGAAAAAGUUCAUGUCAUGUGCACUUUAACUCUUUACGUAUGUGAAUUGUAGGCUCGUUUGUAUUUACAAAGCGAAGCGCCAUUUUGUUUUGUUUUUCAAAUAAUUAAUUGCACUCGUCUUAAACCAAUUACAUUGCAGUAAUUGUAAUAAAAUAAUAUAUAUAGUAAGUACUGUGUCAGGCAAACAAUUAUGAAAUUAUCAUUAAAUUGAAGUACCAACAAUCUUAAAGUGUUUGGGAGUACAUUUUUUUUCUCUAUCCGACCGCCCCUCAUUAAAUUUUUUUGACCAAUUGUGCAGGAACGUCGCUAUACGUGACAGUAGAACCAACAGAAGAUGCAUUACAAGCCAACAGAAACAUCAUGGGUUACUUAAUAGAUACGGCGGGAAAUCGUUUGGAAAGUUUCGAAUUAGAGCAAGGACAGGAGUUCUAUAGUAACUCGUAUUUUGGCUUGGUUAAAUUGAACCACGAUGCAUUUAAAAUAAUGUAUUUUGGCUACAGUAAAAAUGGAGAAACCAUCCAGCGUCUGCUAUCUCGAGUGAUCAGACCCCAAGAAUUUGAGGUUGAAAUAUCUGUACAGAACAACAGUUUGAGUUUAACACCAAACGAAACAACGUCGAUUAUUGUACUUCUCAAAAACCACGGUUCGAAUACCACCUUCUCAAUUCUGGUGUCCGAUGAUAAAUCAUUUGUUGCUUCAUUUUCACCCAAGAUUGUCACUGUGAGAAGCAAUGAUUCAGUCGAUAUUCACAUUGAUUUUUUUGCUCCUGCUAAUACAAAUGAUAGUACGACUACAUCAGUGUCAGUUUCGGCCUCAAUCCAGUCUGCAUCUACAGUUGAUCUUGCAAAUUUCCUCUCGUUUGAAGUUUCAGUUUUUUCAAAGGUACUUUAUUUUAUAUCUUUUGAACCACCAUAAAUGUUGUCCUAUUUUUAACAUUUUUGUGUAUAUUUACACCUAACUUCCUUUAAUUUUUUUAAAUAAAGUCGUCUAGGUCCUUGACUCGUCAUAUAUUUCAAACAAGGAGUGGAUAAUUUUUAACCGAGAAUAUUUAGGAGAAGAGGGACUUUUAAAUCUGUCUUCGCUUGCCAAACUUCUUCUAAGAGUUUUUCAAUGAGACUUAAGGGGGCGAUAUGGUGUUCCAUCAUUAAUUAUACACAGGCAAAUUUAUUCCUUCGGAUAUUAUACGGAUAAAACAACCAGCCGGCAUGAAAAAUAUAAGAAGAAGUUCAACGUUUUCUGGCCAAGUAUAGCACAUGGGCACGCGCGUUACAUUUUUCAAAAUGAAAGCUAGCUAGGGUGGGGGGCGAUCGCUCACCCCUUCUAGUUCCAGCCACUGGACUGUAAAGUUGCAGUGGUCACAUCAAUAACAAUAAUUCCUAGAUUUGAGAUCAGUGACAGUAUUGGCCAGUCUGUAUCCUCUUUUACGUCAUUGUGACAUAUAUGGCACGCUUAAUAUCGUUUUAAUACUUACCAAUAUUUUUGUAUUUACAGAAGUUUCGAUUUAUAAACGAGACUGAGGUUACUUCAAAACUUGAUCUAUCAAGUUUUCUUACUCCUUCUGACGAUGAUAGUGAUGAUGAAUCAGGUAAUAUAUGUGCAUGUAGAAGCAUAAAUAUAGAAAUAAUGCAUGAUAAAGAAAACGCAAGGAUCCUGAAAAAACAUACGUAUACAGAUCAAAACCAAAAACUUAGGAAUAGGAAACGAUAAGAAUAAAAAUAGGUACUAAGCAUAUCUGUAGGCAGCUGUGCAAAGGCAUAUUCCCUAUUGAUACAAUUCACAAAUUUUGACUAAAAGAUAUGAAUAAAAUAAUGCAUCCUGAGUGAAUCAAAAUAUUGAGUAAAGUUACAAAAUUAUGAGCAAAUGUACUCUAUUUUUUGUAUAACAACAGUUGAUUGCAUUGUCCCUGUCCUGAGAUUUUGAUGUGAAAUUAAUAACACGGUCUAUAUAUUGUUCCCUGACAUGAUAAGAAUCACGUCAAGUAUUCGCCAUUACAAUCAAUCAUAUUCAUAGCUGGUACCGGGAGGCCAGAAAAAACCUUCCACCUCUUGGCAGGAAAUCUGGUCGGGACCAAGGCGCCAGCUAGCUGCCCACACAGCAAAAUUAUAAAGUUGUAAAACUUGAAGCAUAGAAACUGUUUCUUUAAGUAGAUCCAAGUUUGAGCUGUCAACUGCACUGUCCGAGAUACUUCUCUUGAACAGCAACGCUCUUUUAUACUCUUGCUUGAGACGACACCGCCCACUUGGGAAUAUUGCUUUGACGUACGUAAUGAAUAUACUUUCCUACUACACUGCGUACCGUAGUAAACUACUUAUUCCUACUUUGUUUUAUUUUAAAGAUGGUGGAUUACCAACAUAUGGGAUCAUUCUCAUUGUUAUUGGUGGUGUUGCAAUACUCCUGUGUUCUGUAGUAGUAAUAUUUAAGGUUUUAAACCACUGCCAAAAACCAGUUGGCAAGGUGUGAUUCAUUAGCACCGACAGUUAAAGUUCAUCUGCUAUUAUAAACAUUUUGUAUUUAAUUAAAAGACAGCUUAUAAUAUCCUGGUCUGAAAUUACUCUAACUGAACGUAAUUGUUCAAAAGCGUUAUUAUAGAAUAGUUGUAGACGCUGUGUAAUCUAAGCUAGAAACGUAACUGCAUAAUAAUUAUAGCUGGUUAGUUUAUUUCAAUAAAACUCGCAUUAGCC
Messenger RNA from Paramuricea clavata, 15775 nucleotides. The record is from the annotation of a GenBank genome assembly. Lineage: Eukaryota; Metazoa; Cnidaria; Anthozoa; Malacalcyonacea; Plexauridae.